AUUUUCAAAGAAAACGACGCGCCCCUCUGCUUUGAUUUGCUCUAUAAAUUCUGAGCCUAACAACAUCACAUUAAUUCAUUUCCAACCUUAUUUUAUUUCUUUCUUUCUUUCUUCAACACUCAAAAAUCUUUCUUCACUAACUACUAAAACCACAUUCUUGAGAGAAAAUGGAGGGCAGCGACAUAACUGCAACUUCACCUUCUUCCUCAUCAUCUCCUCCUCCUCCUCCUCCUCCUCAAUCGGCGGUGGUGCUCAGCCCCUGCGCCGCCUGCAAGAUUCUGCGCCGCCGAUGCGUCGAAAAAUGUGUCCUCGCCCCUUAUUUCCCGCCUCAUGACCCUCUCAAGUUCACCACUGCUCAUCGUGUCUUUGGUGCCAGCAAUAUUAUCAAGUUCUUGCAGGAGCUUCCGGAGAGUCAAAGAGACGACGCGGUGAGCAGCAUGGUGUACGAGGCGAACGCGAGGCUACGGGAGCCCGUGUACGGCUGCGCCGGCGCCAUUUGCCAGCUCCAGAAACAAGUCAACGAGCUCCACGAGCAACUAGCUAAAGCACAGGCUGAACUUGUCAACGUGCAAUGCCAAAAUGCAAAUCUCAUGGCCAUUAUCUGCAUGGAGAUGUCAUCACAAAAUAACUUGGCCGAAACGACGUCGUUUUGUGACGAGGGCAAUCUCGGGUUUUCGUGCGAGCACCCUCUUUGGGCGUGAAGCCACGGGCUCUAUAAUUAGGGAAUUAAGUAUUAAUUAAUUAAUGAAUAAAGGUGAUUGGUGAUUCUAUUCAAAUUGUACUAUAUUAUGAAUUAAAGUUAAUAGUUGGAGCAUAGUACUAAUAGUUAGGGUGAUUAAUUACUAAUGAUUAUGUUUAAGGCAGAUGAAUUAAUGUAAUGUUUCCAUCAUUUCGAAAGGAGAAGUGUCCUUUUCCA
Messenger RNA from Salvia miltiorrhiza (redroot sage), 916 nucleotides. RefSeq names its product LOB domain-containing protein 1-like. Bases 168 to 701 code for a protein of 177 amino acids. The record is from RefSeq and is a predicted model, not a curated record. NCBI's taxonomy places the organism in Eukaryota, Viridiplantae, Streptophyta, Magnoliopsida, Lamiales, Lamiaceae. The transcript has 2 exons.